AUGGCUGAACUCAUUCUUUCUGCCUUGUUGACUGUGGUCUUUGAAAAGCUGGCUUCUGGACAAUUGAAGAAGAUUGCUUCCUUCAAGGGAAUUGAUUCUGAGCUCAAGAAACUGAAGAGGUCAUUAAUCCAGAUCAGAGCUGUGCUUAAUGAUGCUUCUCAGAAGGAAAUAAGUGAUAAAGCUGUUAAAGGAUGGCUGAAUGCUCUCCAACAUUUGGCUUAUGACAUUGAUGACGUGCUUGACGAUUUAGCCACCGAAGCUAUGCAUCGUGAGUUGUGCGAGGAGCCUGGAACCUCCACCAGCAUGGUAAGAAAACUAGUCCCAAGUUGUUGCACAAGUUUCUCCCAAAGUACUAGGAUGCAUGCCAAGUUAGAUGAUAUUGCCAUCAAGUUACAAGAACUGGUAGUGGAAAAAAAUAAUCUGGGUUUAAGUGUGAUAACAUAUGAAAAACCAAAAAUUGAAAGAAAUGAGGCGUCUUUGGUAGAUGCAAGUGGUAUCAUUGGACGCGAAGAUGAUAAGAAAAAAUUUCUUAAGAAGCUGUUGGGGGAUAAAGAUGAAUCAAGUAGUCAAAACUUCAACAUCGUGCCCAUAGUUGGUAUGGGUGGGGUUGGUAAAACAACUCUAGCUAGACUUUUGUAUGACGAAAAGGAAGUGAAGGAUCGCUUCGAACUCAGGGCUUGGGUUUGUGUUUCUGAUGAGUUCAGUAUCCUCAAUAUAAGCAAAGUUAUUUAUCAAUCAGUGACCGGUGAAAACAAGGAAUUUGCAGGUUUAAAUCUGCUUCAAGAAGCUCUUAGAGAGAAACUUCAGAACAAACUAUUUCUAAUAGUUUUGGAUGAUGUAUGGUCUGAAAGCUAUGGUGAUUGGGAGAAAUUAGUGGGCCCAUUUCUUGCAGGGUCUCCUGGAAGUAGAGUUAUCAUGACAACUCGGAAGGAGCAAUUGCUCAAACAACUCGGUUUUUCUCAUCAAGACCCUCUGCAGCAUCUAGCACAAGAAGAUUCUUUGUCUUUGUUUGCUCAACACGCAUUGGGUGUGGAUAACUUUGAUUCACAUCCAACACUAAGGCAACAUGGGGAACGGUUUGUGAAAAAAUGUGGGGGAUUGCCUUUGGCUUUAAGAAUACUUGGGAGAUUAUUGAGGACAAAAACAGAUGAGGAAGAAUGGAAAUAUCUGUUGGAUAGUGAGAUAUGGGAUUUAGGAAAUGGAGAUAAGAUUGUUCCUGUUCUUAAACUAAGCUACAAUGAUCUUUCUGCCACUUUGAAGUUGUUGUUUGCAUACUGCUCCUUGUUCCCCAAGGACUAUGUGUUUGACAAAGAGGAGUUGGUUCUGUUGUGGAUGGCAGAAGGAUUUUUGCACCACUCUGCUGCAAGAAAGUCAAUGCAACAGUGGGGUCAGAAAUGUUUUGAAGAGUUGCUGUCAAGGUCAUUUUUUCAACAUGCUCCUAAUGACAAAUCGUUGUUUGUGAUGCAUGACCUCCUGAAUGACUUGGCCACAUUUGUUGCUGGAGAUUUUUUUUUAAGAGUCCUAAGUUUGAGUAAUCUUAGCAUAAGCGAGGUACCAGAAGUCAUCGGUAGUAUGAAGCACUUGCAGUAUCUCAAUCUAUCUCAAACUAAAAUUACCCAUUUACCGGAAAAUGUCUGCAAUCUUUAUAAUUUACAGACGCUGAUUGUUUCUGGUUGUUAUGAAUUAGUUAAGUUGCCUGAGAGCUUCUCAAAGCUUAAAAAUUUGCAGCAUUUUGACAUGAGGGGUAGUUUCAUGUUGAAGAAGAUGCCCUUAGGGAUUGGUGAGUUGAAAAGUCUUCAAACUCUCUCCAGUCACAUUGGCUUAGCAAUAACUGAGCUUACUAAUUUGCAAAAUCUCCAUGGGAAAGUUUGUAUUCCGGGGCUGGGCAAUGUGCAGAAUGCAAUGGAUGCACGCGAGGCGAACUUAUCACAAAAGCGGCUUACUGAGAUAGAGUUGAAUUGGGGUUCUGAGUUUAAUGAUUUCCGAACGGGAGCACUUGAAAAAGAGGUCCUCGAUGAGCUGAAGCCUCAUAAUGGCACACUAGAAAAACUCGGAAUUGAGUCAUAUAGAGGUAUAGAGUUUCCAAAUUGGGUUGGGGAUCCCUCCUUUCAUCGGUUGACUCAUGUGUCAAUAGAAGGGUGUGAAGAAUGUACAUCUCUACCAAGACUUGGGCAACUACCAUCACUGAAGGAACUGUUUAUUGGUGGGAUGAGUAAGGUGAAGGUUGUAGGUUUGGAGUUACUUGGAACCGGCCUUGCAUUUCCUUCACUUGAAAUCCUACGGUUUUGUAGAAUGUCAGGGUGGGAGGAAUGGUCAACAAAUAGUGGGGCGUUUCCUUACCUUCAAGAGCUUCUUAUUGAAUAUUGUCCUAAUCUGGUUCAGGUCUCCCUUGAAGAACUACCUACACUAAGAGUUCUGAAACUAAGAAAAUGUGGCCAUGGUGUCUUGAAAAACCUUGUUGAUGUAGCUUCAUCACUCACCAACUUGGAAAUAGAUGAUAUUUGUCCUAAUCUGACUCAGGUCUCCCUUAGAGGACUACCUUCACUAAGGUUUUUGAAACUAAUAAAAUGUGGUCAUGGUUUAUUGAAAAGCCUGGUUGAUGUAGCUUCAACAAUCACCAAGUUGGAAAUAAUUGCCAUGUCAGGGCUUACUGAUGAACUGUGGAGAGGUGUUACAGAGUAUCUUGGGGUGGUAGAAGAAAUAAGCAUCCGUUCUUGUAAUGAAAUAAGAUAUUUGUGGGAAUCAGAAGCAGAGUCAAGUAAGGUUCUUAUGAAUUUAAAGAAGUUGGAGUUAAGAGAAUGUGAAAAUUUUGUGAGUUUAGGGGAGAAAGAGGAGGAUAAUAUUAAUAGUGGGAGCAGCCUAACAUCUUUUAGAAGGUUGAAAGUAUGGAAAUGUAACAACUUGGAGCAUUGCAGUUGUCCAGAUAGCAUGGUGGAUUUGGAUAUUGAAAGUUGUGAUUCAAUUACAUCACUCUCCUUCCCAACAGGAGGAGGGCAGAAGCUCAAGUCACUUGUCAUCUUCAACUGCAAGACACUAUUGGAAAAGGAGUUGGGAGAAAGAGAGAAGACAAGGGUGCUUAUCAACUCAAGCAUGCGGAUGCUUGAAAAUGUAUAUAUAAGUUAUUGGCCAAAUCUGAAAUCCAUCAGUGAAUUGAGUUGCUUCAUUCACCUGAACAGAUUAUAUAUAUCAAAGUGUCCGAGUAUAGAGUCAUUUCCUUACCAUGAGUUGCCGAAUCUCACCUCGUUAACAGAUCUUACAAUAAUAGAUUGUACAAGUAUGGAUGUAUCCUUUCCUUGUGGGCUUUGGCCUCCGAAACUGUGUUUUCUUAAAAUAGGAGGGUUGAAGAAGCCCAUCUCGGAGUGGGGCCCACAGAAUUUCCCAACCUCGCUUGUUGACCUAAUAUUACAUGGCGGGCCAUAUGAUGAUGUGAAAAAGUUUGAUCAAUUGUCAUAUCUUCUUCCUUCAUCCCUUACUUAUCUUGAAAUAAAUGGAUUUGAGAAACUGGAAUCGGUUUCAACGGGACUCCAACGCCUCACCUCCCUCCAAAAAUUCUUCAUUAGCAACUGCCCGAAGACGAUAGAUCUACCAGAAACAUUGUUGCCUUUACUUCUGGUAUUGAGAAUAGAAGGAUGCCCAAAUCUGAAAGAAAGGAUUAAUUAUGUGAAGCCAAGCAAUAAAAGAUCAAAGGCCGGUGGAUGUAGUGAAUUCUGAAAUUAAAGCAUCAAAAGAAAAUAAAAAGAUCAAGCUGAUGAUGGCUUACAAAGGAAGACAUUUAUAUGGUGCUGCUUCUAGUUUACAAGGGGAAUGACUUGCUUUCCGACUAUCAUCCAUGGAAGUUAAGUGCAGAACUCCUGCUGAUGAUCGAAGCUGUGAAGCUUCAAUGAUUUUUAUGUGUAGCAUCUUUUCAAUCAUUUAAACUGGGCUCAAUCUCUGCAUAACCUUGAUGUUGCAAACUUGUAUUGCUUUUUACCUAACUUUUUAAAGACUUGGUUGAACCGAAAGAGAAAGGGAGGUUGCGCUGAUCCUAUGAUGCUUUGUCAAGAAAUUAUUAACGGUUUCAUCAGUAGUUUGUCUGGAAAGACUGGGUGAGAGAUAGAUUAAAAACAGAACAAAAACAGAGAACUCCAUCUGCUGUUCCAAGAAGUUGAAAACGGAUUUCAUGUCACUUUGACUUUCAUCGAGUGUUGUAUAACUUUAGUAACUCAUGGCGCUUUCUGAAUAAAAUAUUUGCCUGCAAACAAAAUGCACUUUCAACUAUGCUUGUUAAUAUAACACGUGAU
Molecule: messenger RNA, 4280 nt
Organism: Lactuca virosa
Lineage: Eukaryota; Viridiplantae; Streptophyta; Magnoliopsida; Asterales; Asteraceae
Source: the annotation of a GenBank genome assembly